This is a messenger RNA of Acanthosepion pharaonis, 630 nucleotides long. The record is from the annotation of a GenBank genome assembly. NCBI's taxonomy places the organism in Eukaryota, Metazoa, Mollusca, Cephalopoda, Sepiida, Sepiidae.
AUGCAGUCAAAGAACUCUGUAAAAAUAAAAGCUUCAUUGCCCAGGAGCAGAUCAAAGUACAAACGAAAGACAAAGUUAUCAAUCCACGAUAACCUCGCCCCGUUCAUUAUCUCUCUAUCUCUUUCCGACAUAAAAAGCAAAUCCCUACCUGUCAGCAAAAACAAGCAACAGUUGUAUAUAUCUCCAUAUUCCAUCUAUCUAUAUAUCUAUCUAUCUAUCUAUCUAUCUAUCUAUCUAUCUCCUUUUAUUAUCUAUUUAUUAAUCUUGCUCCUUUCAUUAUCUAUCCAUCUUGCUCUUUUUAUUGUCUAUCUGUUUAUCUUUCCAUCUAACUUACGCCAUUUAUGGUCUAUCGGUUUAUCUAUCUAUUUGUCUAUCUUUGCUCCUUUUAUUGCCUAUCUAUCUAUCUAUCUAUCUAUCUAUCUAUCUUGUUCCUUUUAUUAUCUAUUUAUCCAUCUAUCUUGCUCCUUUUAUUGUCUAUCUAUCCAUCUUGCUUCUUUUAUUAUCUAUCUAUCUAUCUAUCUAUCUAUCUAUCUAUCUAUCUAUCUAUCUAUCUAUCUAUCUUGCUUCUGCCACUGUCUAUCUAUCUAUAUAUCUAUCCAUAUUGUUCAUUUCAUUAUCUAUCAGAUAUAG